Hydra vulgaris (swiftwater hydra) is the source of this 1782-nucleotide messenger RNA. Its product is annotated as complement factor H. Gene Ontology annotation, biological process: complement activation. The record is from RefSeq and is a predicted model, not a curated record. Gene Ontology annotation, molecular function: complement component C3b binding. Lineage: Eukaryota; Metazoa; Cnidaria; Hydrozoa; Anthoathecata; Hydridae.
AUUAUUAAAAUUAUUUCAAUGGUUUCUUUUAAAAAAGAUUUGUUUAUAUAUCUAUUGGUGUGGUACAAGAUAGGAAAAUGUGAUGACUGUCAGCAACCACAUUUACCUGUUAACUCUUUCCAAGUAAAUAAUAAAAGUGCAGUUUACAAAGAUAAAUCUUUUUUAUAUUAUAAAUGUGAAGAUGGUUAUAGUUUUGGGGCUGAUUCACUGCAGAAAAUUCAAUGUGUAGGUGGAAAAUGGGAUCCAAGGAUAUUGCCAAAAUGUAUAGAUCAUUGUAAUAAUGUAUGUGGUAAUCAUGGUCAAUGUAAAAAAUAUGAAAAUGAUGAGUACAGAUGUCAAUGUGAUCAUUUUUAUGAUGGAGUGAAUUGCACUGAAAGAGUCUGUGAAGCUCCCAUUCUUUAUGCACAUGGAAUAUUUAAGCUUAUAACAGGUAAAGUUCAGUCCAACAAGUAUUCAUUAUCUUCAUCAAUUCAGUUUUCAUGUGUUGCUGGCUACAAAAUCAACAAAGGUAACACUCAAUCUCAUUGCACUCGUGAUGGUUGGGUUCCAGAAUAUGUUCCUGAAUGUGAAGAAAUAGAAUGUGAAAAUAUAUACAAAAGCGAUUCUUUGGUGCAGUAUACACCGAUGAAAACAAAUUACCAUAUAGGGUCUGUAGUACAAUUUACUUGUUCUAAUACUUUUUUACUGGGUUCUGCUACAUCAACAUGUCAGAUUGAUGGAGACUGGUCUGUACCUUGGCCUACAUGUAAAUCAAAAAGUUGUUCAUCGCCUGCAUAUAUUGUAAAUGGCAUGGAAAUAAAGCGUGGUGAUUAUAUUGAUGGCUCUAAUUUCAUAUAUACUUGUAAACAAAACUAUGCGAUAUCAGGAGAUAACCAUAUUACAUGUAGCAAUGGAAAUUGGAUUGGGGUUGUUCCAAAGUGCAUAUUCGUAGAUAGUAAUUGUGAUCAACAAAGUUCAAUUAAGUGUUUGGAAAAAGCGAAACAAGACUCUUCUACUCAACCGCUUAUUCUUGUUGCUGGCACAGCUGGAGGUCUUCUUAUGCUUCUCUUGUUGCUCAUUGUAGCUGUUGCCUGUCAAAGACGACGAAUAGCUCGCAGAAUAAAUCGUCAACGGUAUAUUAAUGGAGAUGAUGAUAGAUGUUCCUUUGUUUAUUAUUCUAAUGAUGUUCACGUUGUACUGCCAUCAUACGAUGAAGCUAUGUUGGCUCGAAGACUUCAGCCACCACCAUAUAAUGAGAAUACUGCUUGUGCAAAUAAUGCUUCUCAAAAUGAAAUUUCUGGUGAGAAUGCAUACGAAAGUAUUCAAGAAGUUACAGAAGCAGGUGCAAUUCAAGAAAUUACAGAAUCUGUUAGUCCUGUUGAACAUUUUGUUCUUAAACCCUGUUGUGGAGCUGCGUAUGCUGAAGUACAAAAGAAUUUCCCUAGUAGUCUAUCAGAAUCUAUAACUGUUACAAACGAACAAAAAUCUCAUGAAAAUGAUGAAGAUUGCGAGUAUGAUGACGACAACCAACCUUUAAUUAAUGAUUAAGUUUGGUUUACACUUUGUAAUUUAAAUAAAGCUCACCAAUUGCUUGCGCUUUUCAAGAAAUUUAUAUUAUUAUCGUAUUUCUAUUAAACCGUUUAAAUACUUUUUAUAUAUAAAUUUAUAGUUUUAUACGCUGUUAGGGUUAUCCUUUGUAGCGUUAUCUUUUUUUUUUUUAUUUUUUAUGUAUAUUAAAAUUUUGUACUAUAAAUAUGAGACUUAUUUUAAAAUAAAUACAUGUUCCAAAUUAUUAUGAAUUCA